Molecule: messenger RNA, 1083 nt
Organism: Penicillium concentricum
Lineage: Eukaryota; Fungi; Ascomycota; Eurotiomycetes; Eurotiales; Aspergillaceae
Exons: 1
Coding region: 1-1083 (360 amino acids)
Source: RefSeq, a predicted model, not a curated record
AUGACAGCUAACCAGAAAGCUCCACAACAAUCCCUGAUUUCAGACCCGACAGGCCAGAGACAUGUUACCAACACUGGCAUCCAUAGCUUUGACCUGCGCCACUACUCUCUCGACGGACCCGGCGAAUCUCCAGGAGGAUACCAAUCAUCCUCAGCAUCUCGUAGUAGGCGAUCACAAAGCACCAGAGAUGAAACGCAUUCUCCUCAAUCCACUCGACAGCGCAGCUCCGAUAGCGAAUCAUCUCAACUAGCGUCACCUCCACCCCAGAUACCUCAAACGCGAAGAUGGCAACUCUUGGACGCCUUGGCGAUGGAAUUUAGACGACGUGAUGAGAGGUCUUCUCAGGCUCUACCGUUCCCCUCAUCGGAUCUCUCCUGGGACCAAUAUGUGUCGGAUGAUAGUGUGACCGAUUACCGCGCCAUCGGAGCUCAAUACCAAGCAUGGAUAGCCGGCCGAAGCACAACGACAUGUCCAAUCCGACGAUCAAGAGUCACCUGGGGUGACUUAAUCAACCACCCACUCCAAGAUCACAGCUUUGAGGUGCAUCUAGACGAGAAUAGAUCAACACCCGAGGAAGCGGGCAGCAUCGAAUCAACCGGGCUUUCGACGGGGAAUGAUUGGCGUUAUGUUUACUUGAGGCAAUAUCGACACUCGUAUGGUGACCAAGAGGGUUGGACUGUUUACCAACACCGCACUGGGCUUGGCGCUAUCUUCGUUGAGAACAUCACAAGACGAUCUGGGCCAUACUGGUCUCAAGUGGCUCAGGCGCAGUACCAGCUCGAUAACCACAUCGAUACGCUCCGGUAUGUUUAUUUUAUCAACGUUCAAAAUCUGCAUACCUGGCCCUACGUGGAAAUCCAAUUAUACCCUCGUCAUGGCUUGCACUGGUUUAAUGACCAUGAGCCCCAGCGUUGGGCAUACGGUACUAGAGAGUAUCAGGAGCUCUUGGGUACGAAGCUGGGAGAGGGGGUGGCUCGUCUGGUUCUGGGGGCUUGGCCGACAGGCACGCAUCGCAUCCACGCCAUUCAUACAUGGACCAUUGUCGGAAACCUACAGAUGAGGUUUGAUAUUAAGCAAAUUUGA